Messenger RNA from Adineta steineri, 1038 nucleotides. The record is from the annotation of a GenBank genome assembly. NCBI's taxonomy places the organism in Eukaryota, Metazoa, Rotifera, Eurotatoria, Adinetida, Adinetidae.
AUGCGUCUUUGUUUUUAUCUUUGGGCUUUUGUUUUGCUCUCGGCUGUUAACGCUAACAGUCUAUUGGAACUUUUGCAAGAACGUUCCGAGAAUGAUUGCAAAACAAUUAUGGAUCUGUUUAUUAUACUGGAUUCUUCGGGAAGUGUUGGUGUACCUGCCUUCGAGCAAGCGAAAUCUGCAUUAGUUGAUUUAGUCUCCCAGUUACACAUCGGACCUAAGAAGGUGCAAGUCUGGGUAAUCAAUUAUGGUUCAGUGGUAGAAACACCCAUUGCUUUUCAUAAUAUGCCCAUGGCGGACUUUACCAAAGAGAGAUUAAUACAACAAAUUCGAGGUAUCCGUUAUAUGAAUGGUGCCUGUACUGCUACGGGAGAUGCGCUCCAAGAAGCUAGACGCAUCUGUGAUAAAUCCUGUCGAAGCCAUCGUGAAGGUGUAUCGAGAGUCGCUCUCGUGUUUACAGAUGGUUACAGCAAUUGCGGUUCACCAGUUGGUGUUGAAUCGUCUAGUUUAUUGGCUAUCACAAAAGCCAGUGUCUUCGCUGUAGGUAUAGGUUCUGGUGUGAAUACUGCUGAACUCAAUACAAUUGCUACCGAUAAAAAAUAUGUUAUACAUGUCGACAAUUACGUUAAUCUAAUUGCUGCUAUGAAUAAUAUCACUAUUUACACGUGUGGAAUACCAGCUUUCGUUAUACCCAAUGUCAAAGUCGAGACUUCAGCACCUAUGAAUACCUUUCGGUAUUAUCAAGUCGAUACCACUGAACUUCUUCGACAAAGCAGAAAUCAUCAAGGAGGAUUUAUUGAAAUCAGUGCCAAUGUUCAUCUGGGUAAAGUCGAUGUGUACACUUCCACAACUGAAUCUAAUCCAGGACCCGGCACCGGACAACGUGUAGCUUUUCAAACUCGAGGUGGUGAAUUAUACUAUAUGGAAUAUAUUGAAGAAGAUACACCACGACUUUAUUUCAGUUUCUACGGUCUUCAACAAGAAAAUGAAUAUGAUUUCACUGUUCAAUGGUUGGAUCUUCAGGGUGGUAUCAUUGGUUAA